Manduca sexta (tobacco hornworm) is the source of this 890-nucleotide messenger RNA. RefSeq names its product actin cytoskeleton-regulatory complex protein PAN1. The transcript is spliced from 2 exons. Lineage: Eukaryota; Metazoa; Arthropoda; Insecta; Lepidoptera; Sphingidae. The record is from RefSeq and is a predicted model, not a curated record. The coding region runs from base 31 to 738 and encodes 235 amino acids.
AUUGAAUUUUACUCAACCUAAAUCGCCAAUAUGAAAUUCUUGCUCGCAAUCGCCGCCGUCGUGGCCGUAGCCACCGCUGGCCCCGCUCACCGUAUGGUGUCCGUCGGUGCCACUGGACCCGCCCCGGUCAUCUUUGACCAGGAGUCUAUUGCCGUCGGACCCGCCAUCAUCGGCGCUGGAGACAUCGCUGUCGGCCCUGCUAUCGUCGACUUCCCUCUCCCCGACGGCGGUGCUGUGUCUGCCCCUGUUGAGCCUUCCCCCAUCGCCAUCGGACCCGCUAUUAUCGGUGAAUCCCCUAUCUCCGUCGGACCUGCCAUCGUUGAGGCCGGAGACAUCGCUGUUGGACCCGCUAUCAUCGACUUCCCCCUUCCCGACGGUGGUGCCGUGUCCGCCCCUGUUGAGGUUUCUCCCGUCGACUCCGUCGUCGUCGGCCCUGCCGCCGGCUCUCAGAGCUCUCCCCUCGUCCAGAUCAUCAUCAACGUUAAGGCCCCCGCUGGUGCCGGUCCCGUUGUCGAUGCCGUCGCUGACAAGCCCAUGGACAUCAUCGAUGUGAUGCCCGUUGUAGACCCCGUGCACAUUGUUGACCAGGUUGUUGACCCCGUCCAGGUUGUGGACACCCCCAUCGUGGUCGACCCCGUGCAGGUCGUUGACGUCGCCCCCGUCGCCAUCGGCACCCCUGUCCUCCCCGUCCCCGUCGUCCCAUCCCCCGCUAUUACCCUCCCCGAGGAACUCAACUAAAUAAUAUAAUUUAGUAUAGUUGAUGUUAUUAUCUACAACAUAAUUUGUCAAGCAAAACCUAUACUUAUUACCUGUACCUAAUGUAUAAAUUUAAACAUGAUAACUUCAACAAAUUUUAUUCAUAAAUUAAUAAAAUGCAAUAAGAUCUGUUA